Messenger RNA from Seriola dumerili (greater amberjack), 2005 nucleotides. RefSeq names its product clusterin like 1. The transcript is spliced from 8 exons. The record is from RefSeq and is a predicted model, not a curated record. NCBI's taxonomy places the organism in Eukaryota, Metazoa, Chordata, Actinopteri, Carangiformes, Carangidae. The coding region runs from base 73 to 1500 and encodes 475 amino acids.
CUCUCUCCAACUGCUGCUCUUGUUUUCUGAAGGCUGAUGGUUUCAUAGCUCUCAAGAGCUGACACAGACAGGAUGAGGGGGCUGCUUGUUCAAAUUCUCUGCGUCGCACUCUCUGAGGUCGUGCUCUGUGCCGCUGACCCUUCUCCACUGAGCGAGGACGCGCUGCAAAAGCUGUCUGCAGCGGGAGAGCGGUAUGUUGAUGAGGAAAUCAAACGGGCUUUACUCGGGGUGAAGCAGGUGAAGGAAGUGAUGGAGAAAAAGGAGGAGAAGCACCGACACCUGAUGGAUGCCCUGAGACACAGCAGCGACAAGAAGACGGGCGCGAUGCAGCUGGCCCGGGAAACAGAGCAGAAACUCGAGGAGGCCGAACAGCAGUGUCAAGAUUUAACCAAAUCGUCCUUUGAGGAGUGUCGACCUUGUCUUGAAGACACUUGUAAGGCCUUCUAUACCUCCACGUGUCGCCGUGGCUUCGCGUCUUUCUCGUUCAAGGUGGAGGAGUUUUUCAGGAAAAUGGCCGCCCAGUUGGACGCUACCGAGCGCGUUUACAAUCAGAACGAGGAGAACGCGGGUUGGACCAGCUCACCUCAGAACAGGGUUGAAGAGGGUAAAGCCGAACUGGAGCUGCUGCAGGCGGAGGCAUCAUUCGGCCAGCUGUUGUCAAACAUCAGCCUCCUGUACAACCAAAGCCUCACUCUGGUCAAGAAGAUGCAGCAGAGGUUCGGCCAUUCCUUUUUUGCAGCCUUCACCGCAGAGAUCCAACCCAGCACGCUGUCGGGCGUCCAGGACGACUCGACUGCAGGCUUCUUGGCGACCGCGGGCCUGGAUCACAUCCUCGAUUCAGUUUAUGACUUUGGGAGGAAUGUGCUGGAAGAAUUCAGCUCCACGGUGACUGAUGUGUUUGAGGAGAUACACGAAGCCGAGGAGUCUUUUCAGCCAUCAAGCAGAGAUGCAGGAUCACUCACCAUUUUGGGACAAUCUCAAAGCAGAUAUAUGUGCAGACGACUUCGCAGACAAGCAUCAGAGUGCUGGCAGCUCCAAGACCUGUGUGAGACAUGCAAGGAUUAUCUGUUAAAAGAGUGCCCCAGCGUCCAGCAGUUGCACUCCGAGAUGGAGGAGAUGUACAUGCUGCUCAACGCCUCCCGUCAGCAGUACGACGACAGGCUGCAGCUGGUUCAGAGGCACACGGCGGACACACAGAGAUGGCUCAGCAGCAUGGAUGACAAGUACGGCUGGGUCAGCCAGCUGUCCAACAGCACAGCCGGCCCACACGACAUCUUCAGUGUGAUCACGGUUAUUCCACAGGAACAAAUGAAGAAUAUCAGGUCUAAACCAGACAGCAGUGUGGUCGUAACCAUACUGGACUCUGCCCCAUUUACUGUACUGGUCCCAGCAGAUCUGGAGGCGGAUGACCCUGCCUUCAUCCAAUAUGCAGCUCAGGAGGCUCUGACGCUACAUAAACAGGAGAUUAGAAGUAUCGAUCCAGGCAGUAUUGAGGCUUAGUACAUGGCAGAGCUCCGACCUGAAUUUGAACAAAAUGAAUGUCAUGUUUACACCAUGACAAAUCCCUGUGCAUUUCUUCAAAUUAAAUCUUAUUCAAAGAGAAACAAUGCAAAAGAGAUUAUAUGUAAGAAUGAUGAUGAUACAUUUCUUCCAUCACUGACUUUGUAUUAAAAAAUGAAAUGGAUCCGUAUGCAAUGUAACAUCUGUAUCCAUGGGAAUAUUUACGUGUACUGACUUGCUUGUGAACCUAGUCAACCUUCUGUUCACUUAUAUCAGUUAAAUUGUGGUUAUAUUUUUUCUUUAAAAAUGGUUUUAUGGUUCUUUUCUACUGAGGGAUGGAGUAAAACUGUGAUUCCUCUCUUCCAGAGAGUCCAGCACCAGUUUUCUUGAAAAAUGAAGCUGAGUUUGUAAAACUUGAAAAUGCACUUUAUAGACCACUAAACCUUUACAUGCACAGCUUAUAUUCUUUUUAUUCAUGUAAGUUAUGUGUUAGGAUUUAAAAUGU